Messenger RNA from Penicillium nucicola, 915 nucleotides. RefSeq names its product cyclin-dependent protein serine/threonine kinase regulator SSN8 (gene ssn8). The record is from RefSeq and is a predicted model, not a curated record. The coding region runs from base 1 to 915 and encodes 304 amino acids. Lineage: Eukaryota; Fungi; Ascomycota; Eurotiomycetes; Eurotiales; Aspergillaceae. Gene Ontology annotation, cellular component: nucleus; mediator complex. Gene Ontology annotation, molecular function: cyclin-dependent protein serine/threonine kinase regulator activity. Gene Ontology annotation, biological process: positive regulation of transcription by RNA polymerase II. The transcript has 3 exons.
AUGGCGGCCAACUACUGGACGUCGACCCAACGUCGCCACUGGCUUUUCUCCCGGGAAAAGCUAGCGGAGAUUCGGGAUGUGUUACGUGAGAAGGACCACGCUGCACAUUCACAGUUUCCGCUGCCGGAUCAGCGGCUACUGAACAUCUACUUCAACCAGCAGCUCAUAAAGCUUGGCAAGCGCAUGUCCACUAGACAGCAGGCCAUUGCGACAGCACAGGUAUAUCUCAAGAGGUUCUAUACCAAAAAUGAGAUCCGACAAACAAACCCGUACCUUGUGCUCACCACAGCCUUUUAUCUUGCCUGCAAGAUGGAAGAGUGCCCACAGCACAUUCGCUUUGUGGUUGGCGAAGCACGCGGUCUAUGGCCAGAAUUCAUCACCCCAGAUGUGGCAAAGUUAGGGGAAUGCGAGUUUGCUCUUAUCUCGGAAAUGAGCUCGCAAAUGAUCAUCCAUCAUCCCUACCGAACGUUGUCUGAACUUCAAUCUGAACUAGAACUCACUUCAGAGGAGGUCGCUCUUGCCUGGUCUGUAAUCAACGAUCACUAUCUGACAGAUCUGCCACUUCUUCACCCACCCCAUGUUAUUGCUAUUAUGGCAAUCAUCAUCGCCGUUGUGUUUAAACCCUCUCAUCCUGCUAGCUUCUCUGGUUCCACGCAAUCCGCUCUGGCAAGCGCCAUGAGAGAAGGAGGAGGUAUGCAUAUGAUGACUGCUUUGUCGGAUAGAGCUGAAUCCGACCCACCGUCCAAGAUCCAAAAGCUUGUUGAAUGGCUUGCUGAAAGUGAGGUUGAUAUCAAGGCUAUCAUCGAGUGCACACAGGAGCUUGUUUCGCUGUACGAAGUGUGGGAGCAAUACAGUGAGAAGACUUGCAAAGAGCUCAUUGCAAGGGUGGUCAAAACUAAGAAUCUGGACAAGUAA